This is a messenger RNA of Cloeon dipterum, 759 nucleotides long. RefSeq names its product p53 and DNA damage-regulated protein 1-like. The record is from RefSeq and is a predicted model, not a curated record. Bases 176 to 601 code for a protein of 141 amino acids. The transcript is spliced from 4 exons. Lineage: Eukaryota; Metazoa; Arthropoda; Insecta; Ephemeroptera; Baetidae.
AACAUGCUGAUUAUCUUGUUUUCAUUUUCAUUAAAGCAGUGAACCUUGUCAACGAAAUCCGAUUUAAAAAUCAUUCUCUCUCACUAAAUCAAUUUAUUCAACAUUAUAAAUUCUUGAUAUUCUCACCAUUAAGAAUUCGCUGAGCCCAAAAGACGGUUGUUCGUGUUGAUUCAGAAUGGAAUCUCAGUGGCCCUCUGAAUUUCCAGUUGAGCUGCGGCACUUGAUAGCCACAAACAGAGCCGCUGAGGAAGUGUUAGCGGACCGACAUGCCCUCAUCGAGGCGGACAAAAGCCGUCAAAACAUGCGAGUUGCAGCUCGCUCUAUUGAGCAAAGUGCGGGUGGCCCUGAUGAGCGAAUAACGCUGCUGACCGGCGCUGUGAUGUUCAAACUGCCCAAGAAAGAUGUGCAGAGCAUUCUCAAGAGGGAUUUGCUGGAGUUGGACAUCGAGAGCAACCGUAUCCGAAGCGAAUUGAAAGAAAAGGUCAAUCUAUUGCAAGAGCUAGAGCUGAAAGACCCGCUCAAGGGCUUCGACUUGAAGCCUCUGUCCAAGGUCGAAAUGGCUGCGGUUGGGCAGGUCUUGGGGAGAUCAUCCAGGGAUUAAAAAGUGAUUCAACAAAAAUUCGAUUUUCGACUCACCGCAGCACAUGUUUGAGGAGCCUAUCCUCUCCGUUUCCGGUGAGAAGCGUUCCGUCCUCGCUGUAGUCAAGCGGCAGUGGUGCUCCACUCUGACUCCUGAUGGCGCUCAGCGCCUGCAGUUGC